Molecule: messenger RNA, 1167 nt
Organism: Epithele typhae
Lineage: Eukaryota; Fungi; Basidiomycota; Agaricomycetes; Polyporales; Epitheliaceae
Exons: 1
Source: RefSeq, a predicted model, not a curated record
AUGAUCCAACAUGUUCACCGCCUAAAGGAUUCGAAGACCCUUGGAUAUGCACUCAUACAGUUCCCCCAUUUGAUUCGUCAUCGACAUCUCCUCAUGCAGAAAGGUGCUAUACCCUUCCUCGAGGGUCUCCUCAAGUCAUGGUACACUGCUCCAUGGUCGUUUCUCAAUGACGACAAUCGUCAAGGCGUGUUUUCCACAAUUCGUGCUCUGGCAUUGCUAGUAUCCGAGUUCGAAGUGGACGGUGACGACAGCAUGGCCUCCCGCGUCCGUGAAGGGGUAGCCUUGGAUCAUACACCAUUCCUCCCCUUCAAGCGUGGCAAGGAUUUUGGGCCCGUGACGUUCUCGUUGGAUACGCACAAGAUUCUGAUAUCUCUACUAGCCGCCGGCCCUGGCGAGGUCCCUCUUUCACUGGUCGGGUUUUGUCUUCGUCUUUCCACUCAGUUCAGCGAGAUGGACCGUAUCGGCCGGGGAGUCUACGGCCGUGUCGAAGAGUUCCUCUCUGAUGUCGUCACCAACCCGCUCGCAGCAAUGAAGACAUUCGCCCAAGUCCUCGAUACGGUCAACACUGUCCUCUUCCUCGCUUUCUUUGAAACCGCACAUCCACUGGUGCAUGUAUCAUCGCCCCUCCUCCGACCACGGAACACAAGAUAUUGGUUCACAAUGCUUCUCAACGUCAUGAAGCACGUGCCCAUGGAUAGUGAGGCCCUGCGACAGUUAUGUUGGGGACUCUGUGCCUUAUCCUGGGCAAGGUCACCGCAAGCUAACGGUGUUGUCAUUCGGCCCAUGAUUCCACGACUUGACAUGCGGCACAAUGUUGCUCGUUCACUAGCAGAGCUCUUGUCGUGCGACCAGGAUCCAGGGGUGCUCAAAGACGCCUUAUCCGCGAUUGAACACAUUUUAUGGCAUCUGGAACCCUCGGCCGCGCCUUUACACCGGACACUUUGCAACGCUCUUCAUUGGUCGUAUCCACACUUCGUCGCCGAGGCAUACAAGAGGUUCGUCAAACGACGCUUGCCGAUGUCGAUGAUCGCGGACCUUAUCGGCCCCAUGACACGGAUCUCCGCCUUCCUCUCCUUUUUCGACCGUGGUUCCAAAAUGGCAAGCGGUCCUCGCAACUCCAGGAUUCAGCUCACAAGUACCGUCCUCAGCAUCAUGCUCCACUUCAUA